Molecule: messenger RNA, 459 nt
Organism: Sciurus carolinensis (gray squirrel)
Lineage: Eukaryota; Metazoa; Chordata; Mammalia; Rodentia; Sciuridae
Gene: Gpr15lg
Product: G protein-coupled receptor 15 ligand
Exons: 3
Coding region: 16-246 (76 amino acids)
Molecular function (GO): G protein-coupled receptor binding
Source: RefSeq, a predicted model, not a curated record
UCCAGUCACCUCACCAUGAGGCUCCUAAUACUUUCCAGCCUGUUCUGUAUCCUGCUUCUCAGUUUCUCCAUCUCCUCCUCAGAAGGGAAAAGGCAUCCUGCCAAGUCCUGGAAAUACAGGCACUGCUGCCACAGAGUUCCCAGCCUGACAACCCAGAAAGGAAACUCAUCGAGGCCCUGCAGAAUGUGCAAGCUCAAGCCUCCCUCACAGGCUUGGGUGGUGCCUGGGGCUCUCCCGCAGGUAUAGUUCUUCCAGAGCCAGGCUCCAUACAGCUGAGAUCCUCGUUCCCAGCACCAGAAGCUUUGGUUUUCCCCUUUCAUCGAGUGAGCUGUGAUGUUGGCGGGUGCCAUCUCAGGCAUCGAAGUCCCUGGGAAGGUUCUGGAACUCCAGUCCUGGUCCCAAUCCUGCCACAGUCUUCAGAGCUAUUGUGAACCAGGCUCAGCCGGCAUGACUUUAACC